Molecule: messenger RNA, 1521 nt
Organism: Trichoplax adhaerens
Lineage: Eukaryota; Metazoa; Placozoa; Uniplacotomia; Trichoplacea; Trichoplacidae
Exons: 6
Coding region: 1-1521 (506 amino acids)
Biological process (GO): lipid metabolic process
Molecular function (GO): protein binding; carboxylic ester hydrolase activity; lipase activity
Source: RefSeq, a predicted model, not a curated record
AUGGAUAAUAAAAUUGCAACUCAAUAUUCCUCUAAGAUAAUGAUAGCUAGUGUUGUUAUUUUAGCCAUAAUUCAAGCAUGUGCUGGAAUUCAUCCACUUCCAGGCACAUUCACAUCAACAGAUAAGGUUUGCGAUCCAGACCCUCGUCUAGGCUGUUUCUCUCAUCAAUCUCCUUUUGACCGUAUUCUGGUUCCUCUGCCACAAUCUUCCAGGAAAAUCGGUGUAUUAUUUUGGCUGUACACAAGAUUUUGCAGUUAUCAAUCUAUUCACUACAGUAAUCCCUAUUCAAUCAGUCCAUCCAAUUUCAAGGGCAAUAAGGAUACGAAGAUAAUUGUCCACGGUUAUUUGGACGACAGUUCAACAUACUGGAUGAACGAUAUGAAAGACAAGCUGCUGCAAUUGGAUGAUUUUAACGUUAUCCUCGUUGACUGGAGUGGAUCGCAGCUGCUGUUAGCUGGUUCUCGUGCUGAUUAUCUACUUUCAGUAGCUAAUACGCGAAUUGUAGGGGCUCAAAUUGGGGAAUUAAUUAAAGCCUUACCUGUUUCCAGAGAAAGAAUACAUAUCAUCGGUCACAGCUUGGGUGCUCAUAUUGCCAGCUAUGCAGCAAAUCGAGCAGAUUUAGUUGGUCGCAUAACUGGACUUGACCCAGCUGCCCCGCUAUUCCAGGAUAUGGUCACAGAUAUUCGAUUGGAUAAAACAGAUGCUCUAUUUGUUGACGUUAUUCAUACCGAUACCAACCCAUUUAUUGGAAUUGAUGGAUUUGGAACUAAAAAUCCAUCCGGCCAUGUAGAUUUUUGGCCAAACGGUGGAGAAAGCCAGCCUGGCUGCCUUAAGCCUUUACAAAAACAGCUAGAAACCAAGAAGAUUCCGACGAAAUUAGAGAAGAGAGAUUUAGAAGAGACCCUAGAACUUACGCGCAAUGUUGUAUGCUGUGAUCAUAACCGAGCUCAGCAGUUAUUUACUGAAUCAAUUGAUAAGUCAUGCUCGUUAAUUGCCUACCCAUGUAAUAAUUAUCAAGACUUUCUUCACGGUAAAUGUAUGAAAUGCAAUGGAAAAUGCGCCUCUAUGGGAUAUCAUGCAAUCGAUUAUAGCCAUAUUCAUUUCAAACAAAGACUAUUUAUUCUAACAGAUCCUGAAAAGCCUUACUGCGCUUAUAAUUAUGCAAUAAAUAUCGCUGAAAGUGUCGGUGAAAGUGAAGACGACUGGUUUCCAAUGGCUCCGAAGAUAAUAUUUUUAAAGAUCUACGGUAAUCUAGCUAUUUCUGCAGAUAUCAAACUGGAAAGAUCAGUGCAAAUAAAAUCUAGCGACAAGCAAUUUAUUAUUACUAGUAAAGAAAAUCUUGGAGAAAUCAAACGUAUUGACGUUUGGCAAGAUAAUAAUCCGUUAGGAAUAAAGUGGUUUAUUCAUACGAUUAAUAUAGUAGGGAAUCAAGGGACAAAAACGUAUAAAUUUUGCUUCAAAAAUUGGAACAAAACCGAUAAAGCAACCGCAGAUGCUUUAGACAAAACGGUGAAAUGCUAG